This is a messenger RNA of Colletotrichum gloeosporioides, 3306 nucleotides long. RefSeq names its product [NU+] prion formation protein 1. The record is from RefSeq and is a predicted model, not a curated record. Bases 1 to 3306 code for a protein of 1101 amino acids. Gene Ontology annotation, molecular function: ATP hydrolysis activity; ATP binding. NCBI's taxonomy places the organism in Eukaryota, Fungi, Ascomycota, Sordariomycetes, Glomerellales, Glomerellaceae. The transcript is spliced from 2 exons.
AUGACCGUCGUGGCCACGGGCGCUGCCCCUCCGCCCACGCAGGACGAGAUCAACGCCUUUGUGCACUCCAUCUUCAACUCCGCCACCUCCGCUGCCUCUGUCGAUGCCGCCUAUGGCCUCUGCGAAGUCCUGAACAACACCGUCGGAUACCUAGGUCUGCAACAAUAUGGCAUUAUCGCCGAGGUCAAGAAGGCUGCCGCCAACAAGAAGUCCGGCCAGAUCCGCGAGUCUGCCCAGAACCUCCUCGGCGCUCUCUUCGAGCGUCUGCCUCCCAAGUCCCCCUUGAGCGAGGUCGUCUUCCUGCUGCAAGAUGGCGGCUUGGUCGGUGUCUCCCUCGACGCCUUGUCCGACAAGGGCUCCGUCGUCCGCGAGUCUGCCCAGUACGCCCUGGAUGCUCUUUUCAACAACCUGAGCCCAGAGGCUCUCGUCGUCGGCCUGUUGCCCGCGCUCACCACCUACCUCAACAAGAAGGGCGGAAAGUGGCAGGGAACUGCCCAGGCCUUCAAGAUGCUUCAGAAGAUGGCCGAGAAGGCCAACCAGACCGUCGGCUCUACCCAGGAGCAGGCUGAGGUGGAAGAUGUCAUGCGCGAGACCAUGGGAACCAAGCUCGCCGGCCUCAUCCCUCUCGUCGAGGCGGGAAUGCACGACCUCAAGGCCGAAGUCGAGAAGCAAGCCGUCCAGACCAUGACUGCGCUCACCAGUCUACUUCAAAACGACGACGUUGCACCUCGCAUCCCCCUCUUGAUCGAGAGCAUGCACCACCCUUCCACCGAGUCCCUGCGCAAGGCCAUUCAUGCUCUGUCCAUGACCACCUUCGUUGCCGUCGUUACCUCUCCCGUUCUGGCCCUUUUGACUCCUCUCCUCGAGCGAUCUCUCAACACCCCCACCACCGCCCAGGAGGUUCUGCGCCAGACUGUCGUUGUCGUUGAGAACCUGACCAAGCUCGUCCACGACCCCAUCGAGGCUCGUACUUUCCUGCCCAAGCUCCAGCCUGGUGUUAAGGGUGUCUAUGACCGCGCUUCUCUUCCCGAGGUUCGCGAGCUUGCUAAGAGAGCUCUGGAUGUCAUUGAGAAGGCCAUGGGUGACGACAAGGACGUCACCGAGCGUGUCUCCGGUGACGACGUCUCAAAGAUUCUCGACGCCGAGAUUAAGAAGAACGGCGGGCUUGCUGGCCACCUCGACGUCUACAAGAUUGCCCGUCCCUACAUCUGCGACCAGGUCGCCGAGAACGUCAACCACCGCUUCGUCAGACGCAUUUCCGCCAGAAUUGCACCCUACCUCCAGUCUUUGAUGAAGACUGCUGAUGCCAACACUGCCGUCGCCGAUGCUGUUCAGAAGCACUACGUCGAGGAGGACGAGCGCAAGUUCGGUGUCCCCGAGAAGGAGGACGAUGGCGAGACCGAGAUCGUCAACGCCCACUUCUCUCUCGCCUACGGUGGUAUGUUGCUGCUUUCUCACGCCAAUCUCAGACUCCUCAAGGGUCACCGUUACGGUCUUUGCGGCCGCAACGGUGCCGGCAAGUCUACGCUCAUGCGCAGUAUUGCCAACGGCAAGCUUGAAGGUUUCCCCCCUCAGGACGUCCUCCGUACCAUUUACGUUGAGCACAACCAGGGUGAGGAUGCCGACAUUAGCAUUCUGGACUUCGUUCUGAAGGACCCCGAGAUCGAGGCUCGCGGUCGCGAGAAGGUCAUCGAGGUUCUUGCAGAGUUCGGCUUCACUGACGGUCCUGAUGGCCGUCAGUCGCACAAGGUCGGCUCGCUCUCUGGUGGAUGGAAGAUGAAGUUGGCCUUGGCUCGUGCUAUGCUGAAGGGCGCCGAUGUCCUGUUGCUGGACGAACCUACUAACCACUUGGAUGUUGCCAACAUCGCCUGGCUCGAGACCUACCUCAAGACUCACCCCGACAUCACCAGUUUGAUCGUGUCUCACGACUCUGGCUUCCUCGAUAACGUCACGACCGACAUCUACCACUACGAGCCCAACAAGAAGCUCGCCUGCUACAAGGGUAACCUGGCCAACUUCGUCAAGCUCCGUCCCGAGGCCAAGAGCUACUACACGCUCUCCGCUUCCAUGGUCCAGUUCAAGUUCCCGCCCCCGGGUAUCCUGACUGGUGUCAAGUCCAACACCCGUGCCAUCAUCCGCAUGAGCAACGUCUCCUACCAGUACCCCAAGGCACCCAAGCCUUCUCUGCAGGAGGUUACCUGCCAGCUCACUCUGUCUUCCCGUGUGGCCAUCAUCGGACCUAACGGUGCGGGCAAGUCUACUCUCAUCAAGAUCCUGACCGGCGAGGUCAUCCCCACCACUGGCAGGGUCGAGAAGCACCCUAACCUGCGUAUCGGCUACAUCAAGCAGCACGCUCUUGAGCACGUCGAGAUGCAUCUCGAGAAGACGCCCAACCAGUACCUGCAGUGGCGUUACGCCAACGGUGACGACCGUGAAGUCUUCCUCAAGCAGACCCGCAUUCUCUCCGACAAGGACAAGGCCCAGAUGGAGAAGCUGAUCGACCUCAAGGACGGCAAGUCUGAGCGUCAGAUCGAGGCUCUUGUCGGUCGUCAGAAGUACAAGAAGACUUUCCAAUACGAAGUCAAAUGGCGCGGCUGGCUCCCCAAGCACAACACCCAGGUCUCCCGUGAGACCCUUAUCGAGUGGGGCUUCGACAAGCUCGUCCAGGAGUUUGACGACCACGAGGCUUCCCGCGAGGGUCUCGGUUACCGUGAGCUCCAGCCCACCGUCAUCUCCAAGCACUUUGAGGACCUCGGCCUCGACCCCGAGAUCGCCAACCACAACGAGAUCGGCUCCCUCUCGGGAGGUCAGAAGGUCAAGGUCGUUAUUGCCGGUGCCAUGUGGAACAACCCCCACUUGCUCGUCCUCGACGAGCCGACUAACUUCUUGGACCGCGACUCCCUCGGCGGUCUCGCCGUCGCCAUCCGCGAGUUCAAGGGCGGUGUCAUCCUCAUUUCCCACAACGAAGAGUUCGUCGGCGCCCUCUGCUCCGAGCAGUGGCACGUCAACGAUGGCCGCGUCGCUCUCAAGGGCAACGCCGCCAUCAACCUCGGCUCCUUCGAGGACAGCAGCGCACCCGCCAGCGGCGUUCCCAGCACGGUCGCCUCCACCGCCGCCUCGUCCGCCGUCAACAGCGCCGUCAACUCGGACGCCGAGGAACCGCUCAAGUUCAAGGCCCGCAAGAAGAAGAAGAAGACCAAGAAGGAGCUCAAGGAGCAGGAGGUCCGUCGCCGUCUGCGCCACAUUGAGUGGCUCAACAGCCCCAAGGGAACGCCCCACCCUCCCGACACGGACGACGAGGAGUAA